UCUAUUAACCGGAGCUGAAGGUUGGCAGUGACCCACCGGAGCCCUGUCAGGAGACGCAUCUGCUUGGAGAAACGUCAGUUAGGAAGAGAGACUCUGCCUCUCGAUAUAGUUUUUGGUUAAAACAGCAAAGAAGAAAAAAGGGUUGACGCCCAGGAUGAGUUAGCCUUGUGUUGAGAUGUUUGACUAAAAUGUAGGAGACCCUAUAAAAGUCCCUCUGCAAAUAAUUUUGCAGGGAUCUCUUUCCAAAUCUUUUUUUUUUCCCCCUUCCUGUAAAAGACGUGCAUAGAUUUGGCAAUUGAAACUUUAGGAAUUGGAAGUCUGGUAACUAAUCCAUAAUUUUCAAUUGUUUUUACAGAUAAGUGAUCAUAUGCAGUUUCUCCAGGACUUUUCACUGGUAGAAUUUCAUCGGAUCCCUUACUUUGAGUUGGCAUUUCAAAUCUAUUCAUGAUACAUUGGCAAAAAUGAAUAAUAAAAUAAGUUAUUUGUUAAAUACCGUUAGAUGCAUGCAUAGGUGCAACUCUGUGCUCACACCCAAAUCUUCAGCCACAAGGCAGCACAUUUUAUGGAUUGGCAGAUACAGAUUUCCCCUGGAAAAUGUGAACUUUGGGAAAUUAUUUUUAAAUAUUUGUCCUUCUCUGCAUGGAUCAUCUCUUCGAUUUCUAUCUCAAAAGACAGAUGUUUUUAGCACAGGUGCUAAAAUACAACCAGAGAAGAGUACAGAGGCUUUGGUGAGUGAGCAGGCUCCCCAAAGCUCCUUGGAACUUGAAAAAUUGGAUGAUUCUGGGAGCUUCGAAGUGAAGCAUGUAGUGGAUCAUAGUGAACAGUUCUUUAAUAGUCUUCAGAAAUGUACCUGUCCUUGCGAUGUACUGGACUUGGCUUCAGAGUCUGCGGUUUCCGUUAAGCACUUCACAAACUGUUUAACUACAGUAUGGAGGCUCUUCAAAAACCUGUCCGAAGACCAGCAGCGUUACGAGAAGCAGCUGAUCUUUGAGCACCCAGCUUUUGUCAAGCUUUGUCAGCAGCUGCUGCUGCACUCCAGAAGGAUGACACGGGGUGACCUGGUGUUCACUCUGCAUGCCGUGGUGAACCUAGGUGUUCCUCAGAACACUCGCCUAGUCCAGACUUUGGUGAGAGUAUGCCAAGAGAAGCUCAAUCAAUUCGAUAACCGAUGUAUCUCAGUUUUGGCAACUACUUUAGCAGGGCUGGAUAAAGACAAGAAUGUGAGCGCUCUUCAAGCUGGAUUACAAUUACUAGUGGAGCAACGCAUUCCAAGUAUCAGAGACAUCUUUAUACUGCAAAACCUGAUGAAAUGCAUGGGAAAAGAUGCUCCAGUCUUUCUGAAAAAGAAAUUGGAGAUGGCAGUUUUGAAAGAGUUAGACCAUCUGACUUUCCCGAAUGCUCUGCGUGUGUUUUUGGCUCUUGUUGCAAUGAAUUAUUGUUCCAUUCCAAUCCUGAAUGCCUGCAGUAAAAAGAUCCAGGAGAAUGUCCACGAUGUUCCAUUUCGGCAGUUAAUUCUCAUUCUGGAAGCUUGUUAUAAUCUCCAGUACCGUAAUGUAAAACUGUUUUCAGCAUUAGCAGACUAUUUUAAUUCUACUGCCUGCCUUUGGGACAAAAGACAGAUUAUCCUUUGUCUUUCUGCCUUCGAGACACUUGGCUUUCAGCCUAGGGAGUUGAUGGGUAUUUUUGCUGAGAAGGUGACAGAAGACCCUGAAUUCCUCAACUUGAAAAACCUUUUGAUUGUUCUCCGAGUGUAUUCACGACUCAACUAUGUUCCCAAAGGCCAAAAGCAUCUGUUUUUUGAGACUCUUCAUAGCUGCUUGAAUAAGUACCUCCCUCAGAUCUCCAACACAGAGCUGCUGAAGGCAGUGUAUGCACUUUGCAUCUUGGGAUAUCUUCCUCAUCGUGCUCUUGAUGAGCUGCUGCAGAAGGUCAGGUCAGGCCUUACUUUGUCAUAUGAUGUUUACAAAGAACAAAAUGAAAUGAUGCUUCACUGUGUGAAAACAUGUAUGGAACUUGAUAGCCCUUCCUUCAUGAAGCCUGCAGUUGGGCUGACUGAGAAUUUCUCCUUAUUAGUAUCUCUUAAUCUCAGAAAAGCUCGGGAGGCACUGGUAGAACUUCUGGGAGAUGAGAACAUGUUUCAGGAAAAUGUUCAGCUGCCAUAUAAAUAUCAUAUUGAUUUUGAAAUCAGAAUGGAUUCAGACAGAAAGAAAGUGCUCCCAAUAGCUGCAACAGAUGAUCAUGCUGACUCAAGUGUUCAAAGAUUGGCUUUUCUCUUUGUCCCUCUGUCUGCCUUCUGCAUGGGUACGACACAUCCCCAAGGGAAGCUGGCAAUGAAGAAGCGACAUCUAAAUAAACUUGGCUAUCAUGUGAUUCUGGUCCCAAACAAGAAGUUUCAGGAAAUGACAAAUGAAGGUGCAGUUGAGUUUUUGAAAAGCAAAAUUUAUUCACAAAAUGCUUUCCCUUUUUCUGAAGUGACUCUGCAGGAUGAUAAUUAA
Molecule: messenger RNA, 2495 nt
Organism: Egretta garzetta (little egret)
Lineage: Eukaryota; Metazoa; Chordata; Aves; Pelecaniformes; Ardeidae
Gene: FASTKD2
Product: FAST kinase domains 2
Exons: 11
Coding region: 462-2495 (677 amino acids)
Biological process (GO): regulation of mitochondrial mRNA stability; mitochondrial RNA processing
Cellular component (GO): ribonucleoprotein granule; mitochondrial matrix
Molecular function (GO): RNA binding
Source: RefSeq, a predicted model, not a curated record